Molecule: messenger RNA, 1613 nt
Organism: Cuscuta campestris
Lineage: Eukaryota; Viridiplantae; Streptophyta; Magnoliopsida; Solanales; Convolvulaceae
Source: the annotation of a GenBank genome assembly
GGCCGGCUGGAGGGCCCUGGAAUCUCUGGGAUUUGCCCUAUGCCUCUUUCUCUUCCACUACCACCCACCCACUCGCUCAUCAGCUCCAUAGUGCCAAACUCCGUGUAAAAGACCCACCCUUUACUGCAACAGUCAUCACUAUACACACAGUUGGGUGAGAAGAAGAAGAAAGAAAGAAAGAAAUACUCCAUGGAAAUGGGUGGCUGGAGCUCAAAAAGACGCAAAUGGAUGUCUGCUACAGUGUUUCUGCUCAUAGCUGCCUUUGCUUCUGCCCAAAUCCAGGACGGUUUACUAAGCAAUGGUGAUUUUGAGGCGCUCCCACCCGGGGGCUUCCCUUCGGAUGAUCUCGGGUUCUCGGAUGAACCCACCAACAUACCCGAGUGGAGAGCCAAUGGAACAGUUGAGCUCGUCGAGUCUGGGCAAAAACAAGGCGGGAUGAUUCUCAUCGUGCCACAAGGCCGACAUGCGGUGAGGCUUGGGAAUGACGCUGAAAUAAGUCAACAGGUCAAAGUCGAGAAGGGCGCAAUCUAUUCCAUCACUUUCAGCGCGGCCCGCACUUGCGCCCAGCUUGAGUCGCUCAAUGUGUCCGUUCCCCCAGCAUCACAAACCAUAGAUCUGCAGACUCUUUACAGCGUGCAAGGAUGGGAUACUUACGCGUGGGCGUUCCAGUCUGGAGACGAGAAUGCGAGGGUUGUUUUCACCAAUCCUGGCAUGGAGGAUGAUCCAACCUGUGGUCCUAUCAUUGAUGACAUUGCUAUGAAGAAGCUUUUCAUGCCCAAUAAGCCCAAAGGUAAUCCGGUAUUGAACGGGGAUUUUGAAUCAGGCCCGUGGAUGAUGAGAAACGAGUCUUUGGGCGUUCUUCUCUCCACUAACCUGGAGGAACAAGCGUCGCCGUUGCCCGGAUGGAUUGUGGAAUCGAAUCGGGCAGUCCGAUACAUAGACUCGGACCACUUCAGUGUUCCGGGAGGGAAACGGGCAAUCGAGCUGUUAUCCGGGAAAGAAGGGAUAAUAUCCCAGACGGUGGAGACCAAGCCAAACAGGGCAUACCGGAUGACGUUCUCCCUAGGGCACGCCGGGGACAAAUGCAAGCCGCCGCUGGCGGUGAUGGCCUUCGCCGGAGACCAAGCGGAGAACAUCCACUAUACUCCCAACGCCAAUUCCACUUUCCAGGCAGCGGAUGUCAAUUUCACCGCCAAAGCCGAGCAGACGCGGAUCGCGUUCUACAGCAUCUACUACAACACGAGAACCGACGACAUGACGUCACUCUGUGGGCCGGUCAUAGAUGACGUGAAGGUCGAGCGGUCCAAGUCCGGCAUGGUGAAUCAGCCCGGAGGCAUUCGGUUGUUGCUGGUUUUCGGUUUUGGGUUCGGUUUCGGACUGGCUUUGGCCAUGGGUUAGUGGCAGUAAAGCCAUAAUAGCCAAUGUGUAGGGCUGUAUGUGAUCUUUGUGAUGAAAUUUUUCAUGGUCAUUCAAAAAAAAUGUAGGAAUGAAAAAAAGCCACCUCCAAAUGGCCAAAAUUAAGUAAAUUUGGGACUGUAGUAAGUAAUCAGUGGUUUACAAUAUCCCAAUGCCCCUAAGAUUUUGUGUGGAGAAAUUAAAGCAAAUCUACAUAA